CGAUCAAACAACGUCAGGGAUUUUCCAAUUCCAGAUACCACGAUCACGGAGAGAGAACAGGCUCCUUAAAGAAGGUUUUGUCGAUGACAACAACGAAGAUCUGUCCUACUUCAGUUUCCCGAUAGUUUGGCCAGCCGCAGCAUGUGCAGUGUUUUCAAUGACGCUAUUCAUUGCAGCCAUUGCUGGNGAUGACAACAACGAAGAUCUGUCCUACUUCAGUUUCCCGAUAGUUUGGCCAGCCGCAGCAUGUGCAGUGUUUUCAAUGACGCUAUUUAUUGCAGCCAUUGCUGGUUCUCUGCACACAGACUACAUUCCCACAGAAAAGGAAUUAAAACGGUCGUUUUUUGCAAAGUACGGAAGCACGCACUAUCAAUGUAAUACAACUUUACCGAUGCCAGUAAAUGGUCUUCCAUCGAUUCUGAAUCUGUUUGAGACCAACGUCAUCGGUAACGUUCUCUUUCGAUUAUGUACGUGCAUACCAAUGGUUGUUCGACUCUUCAUCGCCGGCUGCCACACGGAAGCUCUUCGUGUCGAGUACGAGCUGCUACCUUUCUUCUUUCGGGUCUCCCUUGACGUCUUACCUCUGCUCAACUUCCUUGAAGUGCUCUCUCUAGCACUCUUCAGCAUUGUCACUGUUCAUUUUGAUUUUCCUGAGAUCAACAGAUUUUGCAAAAUUGUGUUUGUGAUGGCUGCCGGUACGAACAUGGUGAUGACCACGUCGAUACAGUACUCCUUCAGCAAAAGCUCCAAAGAAAAUUUGGAUCAUAUAUCAGCGAUUCUGAAGAUGGUCUCUGCAUGCGUGUUCUGCUACCUGGCGCCGCAGUAUUUCCAGCACAAUCACUCGGCUAUCUCCUUCCCUAUCUGUUUUAGCUACGUGUCGCGUAUCUAUGCAAUCAUGGAGUACGCCAUAAUCGUGGCGUAUGCCAUUUUUCAAUUGACAUCGUUGAUCGACAUUCGUCACAUCACACUUGUCUGUUAUCCCCGAACAUGCUCCGGCGAAUGUGAACCACUUGAUCCAAAGAACUUUGCCCCAGGAGGGAAAUUCGAGUAUUGCCGUGCAUUUGAGUACCAACAACGUCGAAUCCACGACCUAUGA
Molecule: messenger RNA, 1096 nt
Organism: Haemonchus placei
Lineage: Eukaryota; Metazoa; Nematoda; Chromadorea; Rhabditida; Trichostrongylidae
Source: the annotation of a GenBank genome assembly